AUGAGUCUGUUUGGAACAACCUCGGGUUUUGGAUCUGGUGGGACCAGCAUGUUUGGCAGCACAACCACAGAUAAUCACAACCCUAUGAAGGAUAUUGAAGUAACAUCCUCUCCUGAUGAUAGCAUUGGUUGUCUAUCAUUUAGCCCCCCAACCUUGCCGGGGAACUUUCUUAUUGCAGGAUCGUGGGCUAAUGAUGUUCGAUGCUGGGAAGUUCAAGAUAGUGGACAGACUAUUCCAAAAGCCCAGCAGAUGCACACGGGGCCUGUGCUAGAUGUUUGCUGGAGCGAUGAUGGGAGCAAAGUAUUUACAGCCUCAUGUGAUAAAACUGCCAAAAUGUGGGACCUCAAUAGUAACCAGGCGAUACAGAUUGCACAGCACGAUGCUCCUGUCAAAACAAUACAUUGGAUCAAAGCACCAAACUACAGCUGUGUGAUGACCGGGAGCUGGGAUAAGACCUUGAAGUUUUGGGAUACACGAUCAUCAAAUCCUAUGAUGGUGUUACAGCUCCCUGAAAGGUGUUACUGUGCUGAUGUGAUAUAUCCUAUGGCUGUGGUGGCAACUGCAGAGAGGGGCCUGAUUGUGUAUCAGUUAGAGAAUCAGCCUUCUGAAUUUAGGAGGAUAGAGUCUCCACUGAAGCAUCAGCAUCGAUGUGUGGCUAUUUUUAAAGACAAACAGAACAAGCCGACAGGUUUUGCCCUGGGAAGCAUCGAGGGGAGAGUUGCUAUUCACUACAUCAACCCCCCAAAUCCUGCCAAGGAUAACUUCACCUUUAAAUGUCAUCGAUCUAAUGGGACCAACACUUCAGCUCCUCAGGACAUCUACGCGGUUAAUGGAAUUGCCUUCCAUCCUGUCCAUGGCACCCUUGCUACUGUGGGAUCUGAUGGUAGAUUCAGCUUUUGGGACAAAGAUGCCAGAACAAAACUAAAGACUUCGGAACAGUUAGAUCAGCCAAUAUCUGCCUGCUGCUUCAAUCACAAUGGAAACAUAUUUGCGUAUGCUUCCAGCUACGACUGGUCAAAGGGACAUGAAUUUUAUAAUCCCCAAAAGAAAAAUUACAUUUUCCUGCGUAAUGCAGCCGAAGAGCUAAAACCCAGGAAUAAGAAGUAG
Messenger RNA from Rangifer tarandus platyrhynchus (Svalbard reindeer), 1107 nucleotides. The record is from the annotation of a GenBank genome assembly. Lineage: Eukaryota; Metazoa; Chordata; Mammalia; Artiodactyla; Cervidae.